AUGGAAAAGACAGAAAGAAAUAAAGGGGUUGGUAUUAUUUAUAUCAUUACGAUAAAGAAAUGGUGGAAGAAGAAUGGUAUGAAAACUACUAGAUUGGUUGCGAAUCAUACUGAAAAAGAAAACGUAGAAAAAGUUUAUUCGCACACUAAUCCUUUUAUAAGAAAUUUUAUCAGACGAUCUAUUAAAGGAGGAAGAGUUUCGGCAAAUAGAAAAUCAUUUGAAACGAAGAAAAUGGAUGAAAUUUGUAACGUAUUAAAGGAAUAUAUUUCACAAAGUGACACAGAAAGUAAUAACAUAAUUGAUUUAUUCAAAGAAUACAGUGCAAGCACAAAAGACAAAACGGAGGUUCAUUCGAGACUUAAAAAAAUAGAAUGUACUAAACUAAUGGCAUUUGAUGCUAACGGUUUAUACGCUUCCGCCAUGUCGGAUUUAGACAGUGAAUAUCCGAGAGUGGAAAGUGGAAGACCGUUUCUACCAGAAGAAGAAAAAGAAUUUGUAAAACUCUUCAAUAAACAAAAAUUCAGACCUAGAACAGCUAUUUUAACAGUGUGGUUUGAUUAUCCCAAAAACAUGUUCUUCCAGCCGAUACCAGCUAAAGAUAAAAUCACUUUCACGAAUAAAGAAGGUAAAAAGGAAACUGGUAACAAAAUCAGGUUCAGAAAUGGUUUCUGUCACGACGUUUUAACAUCGGUCGAUAUUCAAGAAAUAGUGAAAGCCGGUGGACGAAUUAUUAGAAUAUUAGAUGGUAUAGUUUACGAAGAAAAUCUUAAAACUCCACCCUAUAGAGAUUAUAUCUUAAUUUUGAUAGAUCUAAGAAAUAAAUAUAAACGAGAAGGUAAUAUCGUGGGUAGUAAUUGCAUGAAAUUAUUAGGUAAUUCCUUGUAUGGUAAAUCAAUUCAGAAAGAUAUAUUCACAACUAGACAUUUAUGGAAUGAAGCAACUUUACAGGCCAACUUUGAUUCACCUGUUAAAACCUAUGAGAAAAAUUAA
Molecule: messenger RNA, 990 nt
Organism: Lottia gigantea (owl limpet)
Lineage: Eukaryota; Metazoa; Mollusca; Gastropoda; Lottiidae
Exons: 2
Coding region: 1-990 (329 amino acids)
Biological process (GO): DNA replication
Molecular function (GO): nucleotide binding; DNA-directed DNA polymerase activity; DNA binding
Source: RefSeq, a predicted model, not a curated record